AAUGAGCAGCCACGGUUGUUGUUUUUGUAAACUUUGAUCAAUUCAGUUAAUUAUUAAGUUUCAAAACACCAUCCUACAGUGAAUUAACAAUCGCCGUGACUAUUGGCAUUUUGUUUCGCAAUAAUAAAUAAUUGCCCAGUGGUUUGUGCUUAGUUUUCUGUUUCGUAAACAUAAGAUCGUUGUUCGGUACCGUUCUAAAAAAACAGUGCAGCUGGUUGUCAGUUAAGGAGUACGGUGUUUGAAUCAUUAUAUUAAUCGUAACGUCGGUCAUUUAAUUCAAAAUUAUAGCUUUUAAUAGUCACAUACCGUUUCCACGUUUCAAUAUUGUUGCGUCUAGGUAUCAUCAAAUCUAAUGUGCGCAAGUAUGUGGUCAGUGCAGUGAGAAAAAAUAAACAAACAAACCAGAAAAUGCAUUCUCGUUUAAAAUAAUGAUAUCGCAAACUCAAAACAGGGUCCAAGCUAUAAAAAGUAAAUUCGAGAACCUCAAUAUAGAAAGUGAACCAAUUGUUUUUAGGAAGAAAACCGUUGAACACUUGUACAAACGUAAUGAAUUUGAUAAUUUCAACAAGGAAAACGAACUAUCUGACAAAGUUAAAGUUGAAAGCGAUUCGACAUCGAGCGAUGAAUGUGUUGCAAACGUGAGUUAUUUGUAUGGUGAAUCGAUAAGUGACGUGAAAAUAUCUUUAUCCAGACAGAGUAGUGACCCAGGGAAGAAAUUACACCGUAGUCACGCAUUUCGGUGUGACAGAAGUCAAAAAGUCCUUGGUAGCCCUAAAAGGCAUGGUAGUUGCUACGGCCGGUCUGAAACCAGUGAUUUUUCUUUAAAAAUGGGUGAGAAAAGGUUGAGUAAGGAACGGCUGAAGAAAUUAGGCAAUUUAUUAGAAGAUCAAAUGAAGAAGGAGAAUUUCAAAGUUUCCGAUAGAGUUGCAGCUGAAGAAGUUAAAGAAAAUGUAAUUAAAGACUCCAUACCGGAUUCGGAGGUGCCUCCGCAUAUUUUAGAGCAGUAUGCGCAGGUUAUUAAGCCGAAACGUAAGGAAGAAAGGCAGGAUGCAAUGACUGAUAGCGGUGUUAGUUCAGAGACUGAAAAUCUAGAAGAAGACCGUGGUAGAACGAAGAAAUUAGUGACACAGUUUGAGAAACCAGAGUCAGAAGUGCCAUCUGAAACUAAUUUAGAAUCCAUGAAUGAUUUAGCUAUAUCCAGUGAAACUAUGAGGUUGGAACGUAAGAAUCCUCAUUUGAUUUUAACGGACACAUUAAAGAAAGCUUUAAAGCAACCUCUGCCGGCCGGGCCUCCACCGAAGAAGCCUCCACGCACAUUCGCAACAUCCCCAAUCCCAGAAAACAAAGAGAGUGAACGAAAAAAUGCCAAAAAAAUGUUGGAGAAACUAGAACAAGUGUUACAGAAACGUGAAGCGAGUAAGAAUGUGUACGAUAUCGCUGAAGCUGACAUGAGUUUGAAGAAGCCCAAGCCCAAAGAAAUACAUUAUCUGUGUACGGAAAUACUUGACAUCACGCAAAGAACGCUACUACCCAAUCAAAACAAAGAUUUUAAUUGUUUCAAAUUAAAUUGUUCCAAUUUGAGAAACUCAACUGCUAGUCUACCCUAUACCCGUAUGAGUUCUCACGAAUCAUAUCGUGAUGAUGACAAAGUGUUUAACGAUAAUGAUAAAUGUAUGAAAUGUCAGCUUAACGAUAAAAUGAACGAUAGUUUUAAGUGCCAUCUCACUUGUGAGUGUAAGAAGUCCGAGUUCUACGUUGAAAAUGAGCAUAUUUAUGAUGAACCGUGUACGGAUGGGGUGCCAAAGAAGAAUAAGUACGGGACGUUGAAUCUCAGUAAGAGUUUGAGCAAGAGUUUAGAAGAUUUGAGGAACAGCAAGAGUUUGGAACAGCAUCAAAAAAUAUAUGACAUUCCGUGCGAAGAAGAGGCAGUAGGAAAACCAAAGACUGACUUCGAGAAAUUACGAAGCAACUUCGAAAACAUUACCAGAGAUGGCGCUGUUUACAAAAAAGAAAUUAUCGACAGACCGAAACAUGAAAGUGAAAUAUCGAAAUUAGUGUUGGGAAAGUUAGAGGUUACCGAAAAACCGGUUAUCGCCGAAAAACCGGAGAUUACCGAAAAACCGCCGAUAAAUCCGAAACCGGUUUUGAUUAAGUUCUCCAGGUCGAGUGAGAAUUUGGCGGAGGAGGACAAGAGUCCCAGAUAUAGCACCGAGAAGAGAUUUAAGAAGAAUGAAUCUAGAACGAGUUUGCCGAGAACACGGGACACGCAAGUGGACAUCGAUAGAGAAAAUCUGAAUCGUCUCAUGAACGAGAUUUACGAGACUGUCACAGCUGCGUGCAAUAUGGCCGACAACAAGCCUGGCUGCUUCCCCACAGACGCUGAUGCCAGCACAAGCGAAGAAUCAGUGAAAAUCACGCGCAGUCUCACAGAGAAGAGAAAGAAUUACGUGCGGCGCGUUUCCUCCCGCGUCGCUUACCUCGACCAGAGGAAUAUAAAAAAUAAAUACCGCCACCAAACCUCCAUUUGUUCUUACAAAUCAGAAAUAAUAGACAACCCGUACUCAACAUUCAGAUCGUGGAAAAGCUUCAGAACAUCUCAGAACAACCUGAACAGAGACAAGAUGGAGUCGGCGGAUUCGAAAAUCAAUUUGACAGAUGACAGCGGCAACGCCCUGUCUAUGGACUGCAGUGACGGGAGCAUAGACAAUCUGAGCAUAGACGGGAAGACUGGGUGUGUCGAAAUACCAAUGGAGGCGAAAGAUAAACUAUUUAAUAUUUGUCUAUUGGUCGGUUUGAAUUAUAUGAGUGGUAAGGCGUAUGUAAAAAACGUGUUUCCUAGUCAGGUCGCUGUGCCACCUCACAUAGAGAACCUGAUCUUCCCGGAGACGCUGAGCUGGUCCCAGAGAGGGCAGUGGACUCCUGAUGCUAGUUCACAAUGUUAUUCCCUUGUUCUGACAACGGAGAGAGGAGAGAGAGCUUACGGCUAUUGCCGCAGGGUGUUACCAGAGGGCGCCACUACAUGUCUUCCACUAUGCUAUUGCAUCAUAGGAAAAUACAGAGCCCCCGGAUUCUAUUAUAAGAUACUUCAAGAGAUCGAAUCUCAUCACGGCAGUUCAGAUCAAGAGAUCCAGUCGCUUCUCCACCAGCUCUUCGACGCAACGUUCCCGAGACCCGGCGAGGAGAUAGUGAUCAACACACAUACAGACAAACAGAUGGACCACCUUAAAUGCAAGACGUUGCCGGACCUAAGAAGGAGUCCAGGCAGAUCUGGGGAUGAUCACGAGGAGUCGCCCAGGUUUUUGGACUUCGAGAACAACAAUGGACCGAAGAGGUUCACACUGAGUUUUGAAACUAGACAAAAAGUUAUGAAGCGUCCCAUGGAGCCUCGGGUGGAUGAAGACAACUUGUCCACUCUCAUAGACUCGUUCGGAACGGGUCUCGCUGUUAAAGUGUUCGGAUCACUCUUGCUGGAGAGGAAGGUCAUCGUCAUUAGUGAUAAAUUGAGCCAACUGUCCUCGUGCAUGGAAGCGCUCCAAUCAAUCCUCUAUCCGUUCGUGUGGCAACAACCACUCAUAUCUGCAAUCCCGUCGGAGAUACAACGCGACGUGUUGCAAGCGCCCCUGCCUAUCCUGGCGGGAAUGUUGUCGACUGGCAUCGAGACCGAUGAAGAUUUGAGCUUCGAAGAGGGUAUGCUUAUAGACCUUACCCAUCCGUCCAAAGUGCUCUUCUACCAAGGCGACGAGGCGACUAUACUCCCGACAUCGUGCUACAAAACUUUGAAGACAUCUUUACAGAUGGAGUUAGUCAAACACAAGGACACCAUUGAAGACGCCAAAACUAGAAACGUUCUCAUAUCGGAAGCAUUUCUGCGUUUCUUCGUCGAGGUUCUCGGCGAUUUCUGGAGGUAUUUCAGUGUGGGGGAGGUCGCCGAGGGCAUGCUGGGGAAGGAUGGUGUCGUUUUUGAUAAAGAGUCGUUCAAAAAGAACGCUACACCAAAACAGAACCAAUAUUUCCUCGAAUGGUUCACUGAAACGGCCAUGUUCAAUCAUUUCGUACAAAACAUGGCCGCUUGUUACCACCCUGACGAAAAAACGAAGACCAUAGACCACACCGAUGUAGAGUUGGUCGACACCCCGCUACCAGAUUUCUAUAGAUUAUUCGAAGAGAGAGUGCGGUGUCGACAGAAGUUGGAUGUGAAAAAUUACGAGAAGAGUUACAAGAGUGCUGUUAAUAAACGUGUUAAAUUGUUGAAGAAUAAAUUGAAGGAUCUUAUUACUUGAGGUGGUAAUUUUAUUUUUUUUGUGUGUGUUUUUUAAGUUUUUGUAGUUGGCAACGAUUGGAUGUGAAUUUGGUAUAUUUGUUGAAGGUGUGUGGAAAUAUAAUUAAUUAAAAAAUAAAUAAAAAAAUCACUUGUUAAAGGCAGCUUUAGACGGAGGUAAAAUUUCCUUGAAGUUAUUGAAUACCAAUUAGAAUUUUUCAUUGAUCUACUUCGAAAUAAAAGGUCAUUUGAGGUAAUUUUCUUUUUAAAUUCUCUUAUGUUUUUUUUUUUUUAAUUGGUUAUAUUUCCGUGGUUUCGUCUAUAGUGCUGCUAAAUUGUCGAUAGUUUCGCUAUCGAUAGAUUUCGUCUGAGUAAAGCCAUUGACUAAAAUUUAUUCUCCUAUUGAUAAAGAUCGAUAGCUCACUGAAAUGUACACGUUCACCUUUAAAUUGUCGGCAUUGGUCACGACCCGAAAUAACAUUAUUUAUAAUGCAAAGUGAAAGUUAGUUUAUUAAAAAUAUAUUAUUGAAAAAAAUAUCGAUAAAGCGUCUCUAUUGUGAAGCGCCGGGAACCACACGACACUUUACAUACAUUCACUUGUGUAUUCAGAAUCUCAAAUGUGUAUUUAAUUUAAUAAAAUUAUCCCAUAUAUAAUAGGGAUCAGUCUAUUUAUUUCCUACUAAAAGAAUGAAUUGUAUUUUGGAAAACAAUGUAAUGUCUAUUAAAUUAAGCAUAUAUUAAUGUGAUGUAGGUAUUUCAUCAUUUUUUGUGCAGACGUAUUUCUGUAUUGAGAACAAUAAGGAGCGUCCUAUGAUUGAAAUAUUUUUCUGCCCUAAGAUUGUCAGUCGAUCAUUUGAGUGCCUUACCCGUUUUAUAAUUACAUGUUUUUUAUAUAUAAUUAUGUCAUAACAUUUUCUAAAUGAUUAUUUAUCAUAGUAAGAUAUUAAUACUGCCAACGAAAAAUCACAAUUUUUUAUAAGUCUUAAAUGUAACAUUUCCCGAUUGGUCCUAAUCCUGACUUGCCACGUUCCUGAAACGUCACUUUACCAAGUGAUAGUUCGUAAGACGUCCCGUUAACUAGUAUAUCGGUUACAGUAUGACCAUUUUUAUGAGUUACACCGAUAUUCUUGCGCAGGAGUCUUAAUUUUUGUACGGCGCGAAAAUAUUUGAACGGUUGAGCCAAUCAGAGCGCGCGAUUUGAACUCGCGAACUGAACUAUCUGCUAUUACGAGCCAGUUGACAGAAGACAUUUUGCUCUUAGAUUUUAAAUUUAAUGUAAUUGUAAUAUGGUCGUUAUUUUAAAUAUUUAAAUGGCAUUCGGUUGGUUAGGCGGUAGUUUAAGCUAUUCUGCGCCGCCGAAUGUUGCCGAGACCAUUUUUUAAAUGUGGUAAUACUGUAGCAACUUGUUCCCAUUCCAAAUAGCGUUCUUCCCAAUUUUAGUCUAUUCCUAUACAAAUCAUCUCAAUAAAAUUAUGUUAUGCCAUCAUUUAGUUUUACAUUAAAUGUCAAAGUUAAUAAAUAAAAUGAAAGUAAACUGUUACAUAUAUUUUUUUAGUGUUUAUUCCGCCCAUUGUGCCUUGAUAAAAUGUUUUUCUUUAAUAAUUUUGUUAUAAAUAAAUAUUAAAACUUUUGUACAGAUUUGCAUGUUUUCUCUCAGAUCUUAUUUUUUUGUGACAAACAUGAUUAUGUCCAAAAUAACAGAUUCUUUUCCUUUUUUUACAUAAUUGUUUCACUUGUAAAACUAUACUAUUAUUAUACUAUAUCUUUGCUAACUAGGUAACUUAUUUAAAUGGUGACAAUUUUCGUCGUAAAUGGUGCAAAGAAGUUUUUUGUCUGGUUUUGUAAAAUUUAAUUUAGAUGCAAAUCAAUUCUUUAAUCACAGACUCACUAACCUUUAAUACGGUCAACAGCACAUCAACCUACCCAAUGUUACUGCAAAUUCGCCUUUAUUACCGGGUCAUAGAUAUAUAUGCAGGGUAACUUGAUAUGUGGUUGAUUGUACUAUGAAUAAUAAAAGAACAUAAGCUAAUAAAUAAAAAAAUUCAAAACUUAGUGAAAAUCAAUCUGAUGUGUUUUUUUUUUAUCGUUGCUGCAAUGGUUCAAUAUACAAGAAGAGUAUUUCUAAUGAAAUAAGUAAAAAUAACAUUGUGCUGUAAUUCAUCAAAAAAAUAUCUUUUAUAUUUUUGUAUAAAUAAAUGAUUAAAUUUCAAAUAUCACGUGCUGUUUUUAAAAUUGCUAAGAGAUGAACCUGUGACCUCAUGGAUAUUUUAAACACUGUGCCAGAAAGGUUUUAUAUUUAGCCAUCACAUUAAAUAUUGACUGAAAGGUAUAUUAAUAAUGUUAGUUGCUGGUAGGAAGAUGAGAAUGAAUUUUCGGGGACAAUUUUUCCAUACAUGCUGAGAUAUUAUUUCUAAAAUAUAGUAAAUUUCCUUGAUAUUAUGUUAAAAACAUGGGUAUUAGAAUACUCGUCCGUCCCAUCGUUAGUCUUCAAAUAAUGUACAUAGUAAGAAAAUACACUCACAAUAAUCUUCUGUAAAAUAAAGGAAAUAUGUAUGUGAAAGAUGUUUUGAAGUUUCCAAAAAAGUCCGCCAUUAACAUGUAAUUAAAUUUAAAAUAUAUAUAUAUAUUUUUUGUAUAAAAACGUAAUUCGUUAGUGCGAAAGUUCAAUAAUGUUCUUUUUUAAAUAUUGGUACUUAAAUUAAGGUUUUUUUGUAUUGUUAUGUAAAGGAGUUUGACUGAAUAUACCGUGUGUUUACUUUUGUUUAAUAUAGUUCGUUGUGUUUUUAAUAAAUACAAUUAAAAAAAAAACAAAUAACAUGACAUUGCAUCACCAUAACAAUAACUAUUUGUACUUUCGAACUAAUGUUAUUAUUUUUUAGUCUGAGAACAUUGACAUUCUGUAUUUAUUUGUGAUAUAAAGUAUUCGAUAGUGCCUUUUAAAAAUAAGUUUUUAGUUUUAAGAUCAUUUUAGCAUAAAUAAAUUUAUUGUUAUAAUUUUUUAAGAAAAUUAUACAAUUGUCGGCUAUGUAUUUAAGGCAUUCAUUCAAAAAUGUGUCUUAAAUCAGUUUCAUAUUUAUAAACAAUGCAAAACGGCUACUAAAGUAUGUUAGGGUAAUUAAAAAAUUAGAGAAGAAUUCGAGAAAAUUUGUUUUAUUUGUAAUUGGUGCUGUAAGUACUUGCAACGUGCCCAUUCCCAGUAUAAAAAUUUCACUAAAUAAAAUACGUUCACUAUAUCAAAAUCUUAAUAAUAUAAACACGUUCUUUUAUGUAAUAAUAUGUCUAUCACCCCCAUGAGAGUAAAUAUUAUGAGACUUGUAUCAAAAGUAAAAUUAUAUAAAUUAGGACGAGUUGGGAAUGAGACCAACAGGUAAUAGGACAAAAUUGAACAAAUCUUUCGGGCGUAAUUUGGACCUUAAUAAAAAUUGAAAUACAAUAACUUUCAGCAUGCAUCACUUGAUUAUGAAAAUGUGCCUGUAAAUUAAGUGUAUAUUAGUAGAUAUGAAUGCAAUAAAAUAAUUAUUAUUUUA
Amyelois transitella is the source of this 7785-nucleotide messenger RNA. RefSeq lists its product as uncharacterized. The record is from RefSeq and is a predicted model, not a curated record. Lineage: Eukaryota; Metazoa; Arthropoda; Insecta; Lepidoptera; Pyralidae. The coding region runs from base 429 to 4280 and encodes 1283 amino acids. The transcript is spliced from 13 exons.